AGUUCCAUCGUAGAAUAUGAGCGAAAUGGGGAAGAGAUCAGAAGAUGAACUUGGGGAGAAGUGGGAUCGUUGUAUAGCGGAUGUGCUACUUAAAAUGGGUACAGGAAUAGGUGUUGGUGCCAUAUUUUCUCUUGCACUAUUUAAAAGAAGGUGGUGGCCAGUGACCUUCGGCUGGGGCACGGGGUUCGGAAUGGCCCUGUCCAACUGCCAACACGAUCUGAACGAAUCGUAUUUGUACAGGAUCCAGAAAAUCAAAGAGAAACAAAAGUCCAUAGAAGAGGCUUCGCCCUCAUAGAUCGAUUUCUCUUCCGAAUAAUGAGAUUUGUAAUUAGGUCGCAGUUUACAGCGGUAGAAUUUGUAAAUUGAUUCAAUAAAUCAUUCAUUUAUUA
Messenger RNA from Centruroides sculpturatus (bark scorpion), 389 nucleotides. RefSeq names its product MICOS complex subunit Mic10-like. The transcript is spliced from 4 exons. The record is from RefSeq and is a predicted model, not a curated record. NCBI's taxonomy places the organism in Eukaryota, Metazoa, Arthropoda, Arachnida, Scorpiones, Buthidae. Gene Ontology annotation, cellular component: mitochondrion; mitochondrial inner membrane; MICOS complex. Bases 17 to 295 code for a protein of 92 amino acids.